Messenger RNA from Gongylonema pulchrum, 276 nucleotides. NCBI's taxonomy places the organism in Eukaryota, Metazoa, Nematoda, Chromadorea, Rhabditida, Gongylonematidae. The record is from the annotation of a GenBank genome assembly.
AUGGCGGCGACGGAAGCGGCGAAGAGCAACAACGAAGCCGUUCGGCCAGCCUCCUCAUUUGGCGAGGAAACGACAACGACGAGCGGCGGCGAGGACUACGACAGCCGGCACAGAGCUCGAGGAAUCGAACGAGCCGACGGACCGUGCUCGCCAAAACGAAGUGAAGAAGGAGCCCAGGAGCUGCAUUCGUCAAACAAUCAAAGGAAGGCCGACGUAUUGCGCCCAAUUAAGGAACUUAGGCUACUACUGUUAUUACAGGCCACUCUGUCGGCCUAG